UGUUGUCACUUUGUGUAUUAUACCACUGCAGUUAUAUCACAAAUUAACAGAUCAGUGACAAAAUGUCGGACGCAUACGAUGUUGUUGGAGGCUCUCUAAAAUUAAAAGGUGUAAAAGAUGGAGGUGUUAAGAAAAAAAAGAAGAAAAGUAAGAAACGAGAGCAUGUGAAAAAAGUUGAAGCUCCUCAAAGAAAUGAAGAGAUUGAAGACGAAGCACAAAAUAUCUCAAAAUCAAAUGACAGGCGAACACCAGCCCAAAUAGCAUUUGAUCGAGUGAAAGAAAAAAGAUCAGCUGAUCGCAUUCUGGCAAAAGCAUCACAAAGUCAUAAGGAAAGAGUAGCUGAAUUCAAUGAAAGACUGGACAAGUUAACAGAACAUUAUGAUAUACCCAAAGUCAGCUGGACCAAGUAAUUUAAGUAAUCAUCAAAGACAAUGAUACCAUUUGUGCUAUUGUAUUAUUAUAUACUCAAGCUUGCAUUUUAUCUUUAACUUCAAAGAUAAAACUUGUUAUUCUUAAGGUUGGUAGUGCUCAGUUGUAUAAUAAUGUUCUUUAAUCCUAUUGUAAAGUAGUUAAAAUGUGUCAUCUAAUUUUAAAUUAGGAGCUAAGUUUUGAAUCAUCAACUUAGCUCUUUCCUUGCUGUUA
Molecule: messenger RNA, 642 nt
Organism: Xenia sp. Carnegie-2017
Lineage: Eukaryota; Metazoa; Cnidaria; Anthozoa; Malacalcyonacea; Xeniidae
Product: protein FAM32A-like
Exons: 4
Coding region: 63-410 (115 amino acids)
Cellular component (GO): nucleolus
Source: RefSeq, a predicted model, not a curated record